AUGCGCGAGCAGCAGGCGGCCCAGCAGGCGGCCCAGCAGGCGCCUCCUCCCCGUCAGGUCAAGGAUAAGAACACGCCCGCGUGGUUGGAGGCGUGGCAGGAUCCGAUGGCCGGCGCGGACGCUUUCAGCUCAUGCAUCUGCACCGCGGAUCUCGCGGGAGACGGAGAGUUUAGGCUGGUGGUGGCGACCGCGAUGAAGAAGAUGAAGGUGUGGAACGGCACCAGCCUAACGUCCGAGCACGAUCUGCUCGAACCGCCCGUGGCCGUGUGCACCUUCUACCCCGCGGAGCCCAAGUCCCCCAAGCGACCGUCCCUGGCAAUCGCGGCGGGGACGCACGUGUACAUCUACCGCAACCUACGCCCCUACUACAAGUUCACGCUCCCGGCGCUGACCGUCGAUGAGCAGGAGAUCGAGGUGUGGAAGAUGGUGAGAGACGGACAGAUCGGCCCGAAGGAAGCGUUUGAUGAACUGGCCAACAUAAGGGACGCGGGCGUUUCCCUCACCUCCAGGUCCCUGGACCUGCUCGCGAUGGAGGAUGGCGCCGCAGGCGAGGUGGAGCAGUUGAGGGCCGCGUACUGCGCCGCGCAGGCCCCGGAGCAGCUGCAGCACUUCACGUCCAUCACGUGCAUGGGGAGCAUCAAGAAGAACAUGGACGAGUGGGACGCGACGUCGUGCCUCUUCGUCGGGACCGAGUCGGCGGAGCUCUACGUGCUCAACGCAAACGGCAGCGCGGUGAAGACGACGACGCGGCUCCCUUCGGUGCCGGUGUUCGUGGCGUCCACCGGUCUGCUGGACGUGGACUACAGGAUCGUGGUCGCGUGCAGGGACGGACGGGUGUACACAAUCAAGAACGACGAGCUGUCCACGGUGGUGAUCGAGCUAGAGACGCAGCCGUGCGGCUUGGUCAGGACCGCUAAGCAGAUCCACGUGGCGUGCAUGAACCAGGUGAUUCACUGCUACCACGCCAAGGGGAAGAAGGCGUACUCGCUUUACCUUCCCGCGGAGAUCACGUGCAUUGAGUCGAUGGAGGUGACGAGGACACGGGCGGUGCGUUGCCUCCUCGUGGCGCUGGCGAACAACGAGCUGAGGGUGUACAACGAGAAGCACAUGGUGAGCAAGUUUGACAUGAUGGAGCCGGUCAGGGGGCUGUCCUUCGGCAGGAUGGGACGGGAGGACAACACGCUGAUUCUGUGCACAAAAGGGGGAUGCCUGCAGGUGAAGAUCAUGCCGCGGCUCGCGAACCUGGAGGCGGUGUCGCAGAACGGUCCGCCCCCUGAGCAGGAUAUUCCCCUCGCCGUGCCCAAGAAGACGAAGCUGUACGUGGAGCAGACGCAGCGGGAGAGGGAGCAGGCGGUGGACAUGCACCAGGCGUUCCAGAAGGAUCUGCUAAAACUGAGGCUCAACACCGCGCGCGCGUACGUCAAGGUGAUGAAGGACGGUCAGUCACCGGUGAACGACUCGUUCGAGGGGGUCACGGUGCGCAUCCAGGCAUCCGUGCAGGGCCUCGGGCCGCUGUUCAAGAUUCGCGUGCACGUCGUCAACACCGGCACUAAGCCCGUGUACGACGUUCCAAUCUUGCUGGUUCCCAGCGACGUCGACAUGUACGAUCUGGAGGAGGUCAUCAUGCAGUGUCCCGCGCUUCUGCCGGGUCUGCCCUGGAUCGACGCGGUGAAGUGUAGGCAAAAGGACCCGGCGGCGGGUGCGGGCGAAAUUCGAGUCAUCGUCGCCACCAAGACGAGCCCGGUGCCUCUCAUCACCGCGCUGAUCAAGAUGCCCCUCUCGGAAUUCCUGGAUUAG
This is a messenger RNA of Micromonas commoda, 1797 nucleotides long. It is a transcript of the gene BBS1, whose product is annotated as bardet-biedl syndrome 1. Gene Ontology annotation, molecular function: patched binding; smoothened binding. The coding region runs from base 1 to 1797 and encodes 598 amino acids. The record is from RefSeq and is a predicted model, not a curated record. Gene Ontology annotation, cellular component: centrosome; BBSome; axoneme. Gene Ontology annotation, biological process: protein localization to cilium; non-motile cilium assembly. NCBI's taxonomy places the organism in Eukaryota, Viridiplantae, Chlorophyta, Mamiellophyceae, Mamiellales, Mamiellaceae. The transcript has a single exon.